GCCAAGACAACAGUUGCACGCCUCCUCUAAACCCAAAGUCACAACAAACGCUAUUUCCUUAUGGAAGUUUAAACGUUUGUCGCAACCACUCAGGUUUUUGUUGUUUUAGUUCCGAUUUUGGAUAAAAAAUGAGUCAGCGGCAGGUUUUACAAGUGUUUGAGCAGUACCAGAAGGCAAGAACACAAUUUGUGCAAACUGUAGCAGAUCUUGCAUCAAGACCACAAAAUACUGAAACACUUCAAAAUGCUGGUGUAAUGUCCCUUUUGAGGCCUCUCCUUUUGGAUGCAGUCCCAACUAUUCAGCAGACAGCAGCCCUGGCUCUCGGAAGGCUUGCCAACUAUAACGAUGACCUGGCUGAGGCUGUAGUAAAGGGAGACAUUCUUCCUCAGCUUGUGUACUCCCUGGCUGAGCAAAACCGAUUCUAUAAGAAAGCAGCUGCAUUCGUUCUUCGGGCUGUUGCUAAGCACUCCCCAGAGCUGGCCCAGGCCGUGGUGGACUGUGGAGCACUGGACGCUCUUGUUGUCUCCUUGGAGGAGUUUGACCCUGGGGUCAAAGAGGCUGCGGCAUGGGCAAUAAGCUACAUUGCCAGGCACAAUGCACGUGAGUUUGCUUCAAAAAGGGUUUGCUUUUAUAUUUAUUUCUUACAAUUUAUCAAUGUUCCUUUUGUUGUUUAUCUUCACUGUUUAUCUGCAGAGCUGUCUCAGGCAGUGGUUGAUGCCGGAGUGGUGCCUCUGCUUGUGUUAUGCAUCCAGGAGCCUGAAAUUGCCCUGAAGAGGGUUGCUGCUUCCGCUUUGAGCGAUAUAGCCAAGCACUCCCCAGAGCUGGCUCAAACCGUGGUGGACACAGGGGCAAUCGCCCAUCUAGCACAGAUGAUCCUAAACCCAGAUGCCAAAUUAAAGAGGCAGGUUUUUUCGGCUCUCGGUCAAAUCGCCAAGCAUUCCGUGGACGUAGCCGAGAUGGUGGUGGAGGCCGAGAUAUUCCCCGCUGCGCUGGUUUGCCUAAAGGACCCUGAUGAAUAUGUUCGGAAGAAUGUCGCCACUCUUAUUCGAGAAAUCACAAAAUACACCCCAGAACUGUCUCAGAUAAUAGUGAAUAUGGGGGGCGUAGCAGCUGUCAUUGACUACCUCGGGGACUCCAAAGGGAAUGUUCGCCUGCCUGGGAUCAUGAUGCUGGGCUAUGUGUCUGCACACUCCGAGAACUUAGCCAUGGCUGUGAUUGUAUCUAAAGGCGUCCCACAGUUGGCAAUCUGUCUGGAAGAGGAGCAAGAGGACCACCUUAAAGCAGCCACAGCUUGGGCUUUUGGCCAGAUUGGCCGACACACCCCCGAACAUGCACGAGCUAUUGCUGUGGCCAACGUGUUCCCUAAACUCCUAAAUCUCUAUUUGGACACUGAAAGUUCUGAAGACCUGCAGGCUAAGGCCAAGAAGGCAUUGAAGAGCAUCCUUCAAAAGUGUACUUAUCUACCAGCACUGGAGCCUCUUCUCUAUGAAGCUCCCAGCAACAUUCUUAAACAUGUCAUCUGCCAGUUCAGUAAGGUUCUUCCUCAUGACAGUAAGGCACGGCGCUUGUUUGUUACCAGUGGCGGUCUGAAGAAAGUGCAGGAAAUCAAAGCAGAACCUGGUUCUGCAAUUCAGGAAUAUAUCAAUGCAAUCAACAGCUGCUACCCUGAGGAGAUAGUCAGGUAUUAUUCCCCUGGUUACUCUGAGACCUUGCUGGAAAGGAUUGAAAGCUAUCAGCCAGUGUGAUCAUGUGCAACACUUUCUUUACUGAAACACUGUGGAUGUUUUACUUUUUAAAAAGUGCACUUGUGAAAAGUGGCCAUAUGAUCACAUCUGCAACAUCUUAUUUCAAUAUAAAUAAAAUGCAUUAAAAUGCA
Pimephales promelas (fathead minnow) is the source of this 1876-nucleotide messenger RNA. The record is from RefSeq and is a predicted model, not a curated record. Lineage: Eukaryota; Metazoa; Chordata; Actinopteri; Cypriniformes; Leuciscidae.